This is a messenger RNA of Euleptes europaea (tarantolino), 661 nucleotides long. RefSeq names its product lin-7 homolog C, crumbs cell polarity complex component (gene LIN7C). The transcript has 5 exons. Gene Ontology annotation, cellular component: basolateral plasma membrane; MPP7-DLG1-LIN7 complex; cell-cell junction. The record is from RefSeq and is a predicted model, not a curated record. Gene Ontology annotation, biological process: protein localization to basolateral plasma membrane; maintenance of epithelial cell apical/basal polarity; neurotransmitter secretion. Gene Ontology annotation, molecular function: L27 domain binding. Bases 22 to 615 code for a protein of 197 amino acids. NCBI's taxonomy places the organism in Eukaryota, Metazoa, Chordata, Lepidosauria, Squamata, Sphaerodactylidae.
AGCGGCGGAGCCGGAGCGAAGAUGGCGGCGCUGGGGGAGCCUGUGCGGCUGGAGAGAGACAUUUGUCGGGCUAUUGAGUUGCUGGAAAAGCUACAAAGGAGUGGAGAGGUACCACCACAGAAACUGCAGGCUUUGCAAAGAGUCCUUCAAAGUGAGUUCUGUAACGCAGUGAGGGAGGUAUACGAGCAUGUGUAUGAAACUGUGGACAUCAGCAGUAGCCCAGAAGUACGAGCUAAUGCAACAGCCAAGGCCACUGUAGCAGCCUUUGCUGCUAGCGAAGGUCAUUCCCACCCCAGAGUCGUUGAGCUGCCAAAAACGGAAGAAGGGCUUGGAUUCAACAUCAUGGGCGGCAAAGAGCAAAAUUCUCCAAUCUAUAUAUCCCGAAUUAUCCCAGGUGGUAUUGCUGAUAGACACGGGGGAUUGAAGCGUGGAGACCAGCUUCUUUCUGUAAACGGAGUGAGUGUUGAAGGGGAGCAUCAUGAGAAAGCGGUAGAACUGCUGAAAGCGGCUCAAGGAAAAGUUAAGCUGGUUGUCCGAUACACACCCAAAGUCUUGGAAGAGAUGGAGUCACGAUUUGAAAAAAUGAGAUCAGCAAAACGCAGGCAGCAGAAUUAAUACGGCGCAUACAACCUACGGAGAAGCAUGACCUUUGCUUGUCUGA